UCAGAAAUACAGUUGAAUGAUCGGGUGUUAAAAAAGUGACAAAUUACUUGGUUUAGGCCUAGGUCCUUGAGGUUGAAACAGCAUUACAGCACAUAAUAUUGCCUCUGUGCAAAGAGUCAAAGUAUGUUUGGGAAGAAGAAGAAAAAGCCCAUCAUCUCUGCCCCUACAAACUUUGAGCACAGAUUUCACACAGGCUUUGACAGACAUGAAGGAAAAUUUGUAGGCCUUCCACCACAAUGGACCAGUUUAAUCCAGACUCAACAAGAUAGACCAAAACCCAUAGUGGACCCAUCAACUAUAACACCAACUGAAAUGAUUAACAUGAAAUCUCACACCAUUGUUCGAGGUGGAAGCUCUUCUCAAAUCAGAAAUGGGCCAGUUUCAAUCACACGAUCCAACUCGCUAAGGAAAGAAAGCCCUCCUCAACCUCGACGGGACUAUUUAAGUCGCCUCCCUCCCCCAGUACCUGAAGAUGAAAGUAUGCUACCUGUGCAAUCUCAUGAGGUCCCUCCUCAUGUUCACCAAAUUCAUCAUGAUUCUCAUAUCCAUCCACACUCACACCCCCAGUUUCACCCUGGCCAACUACAGUGGGGACAUGGCCAUCCAGUAAACUUUUAUUCAGAGAAUCAGGGAAAUCAUAUGGGUGGUAGCCACUCCUAUCUACAGAAUGCAAGAGAACAUGCUCCUUCUCAAGGCUCUGUUCCCUCUUGGGACAGAACUGAUGGUGGAGAUAAUAGUAUGCUUCCUGGUGUCCAGUUAGGUAGGGAACAAGAAAAAAGCCCUGCACCAACUAGUCUGCCAGGUUAUACCUCUAAAUCAGGUCUCAUGAUUGAUAACCAGAGUUGUCUACAGUCACAAAGCUACCAAGAGCAACACCCAUCCAUGAAUCCUAACUUUCAAACAGGUAAUCAUCAUGGACCCAUGCUUCCAUCGCUUAUCUCCAAUGGUGUCCCUUUGUCAAGUCCACUUGAACCUCCUGUCAUGGAAAAACAGUACAGGGAUUCUCAAUCAUCAUCAGGUUCAACCCAGCAUUCUGGAAACCGUAGUGGUUCUCAUAGCCCUAUUUUGAAGAACAGCAUGUCUCAGAACCACUUAAACCAUCCAAGAGACUUAAAAUCCUCAAAAAUGUAAAGAAUGAAAGAACAAGAGAUCUUUCUCCAAAACCACCUGUCUCAGUACCGAAAAACAAAGUUAUGAGUCCCAUGUUGGCUAGUAAUGGUCAUCAUCCAAAGUCAGCUAUUCCUGGCCAUGAUCAUCACUCCAAGUUGACUGUCCCUAGCCAUGGUCAUCACCCUAAGUCAGCUGCCCCUAGCCACGGUCAUCAUCCAGAACAUAACCCCAAGUCAACUGUCACUAGAGACAGUCAUCACCCCGAACAACACUCUAAGUCUGUUGUCUCUGGCCAUGGUCAUCCUCCAGAACAAAACCUUAAGUCUGCUGGCCAUGGUCAUCAUCCAGGACAAUACUCUAAGUCUGCUGUCCCUGGCCAUGGUCAUCAUCCAGAACAACACCCUAAGUCUGCUGUCCCUGGCCAUCACACAGAACAACACCAUAAGUCUGCUGUUCCUGGCCAAAGUCAUCAUCCAGAACAACAAAGAUUAUCACAUGAGCAGUUCCGAGCAGCUUUGCAGAUGGUUGUAAGUCCAGGAGAUCCAAGAGAAGACCUGGAAAAUUUUAUCAAGAUAGGAGAAGGUUCAACUGGCAUUGUGUGCAUUGCUACCGAGAAAUCUAGCAACAGGCAAGUGGCAGUGAAGAAAAUGGACCUUCGCAAACAGCAAAGAAGGGAGCUCUUGUUCAAUGAGGUAGUGAUAAUGCGAGAUUAUCAUCAUCCAAACAUAGUGGAGAUGUACAACAGUUUCCUCGUGGGUGAUGAACUCUGGGUUGUUAUGGAAUUUCUGGAAGGAGGAGCCCUGACAGAUAUUGUAACUCAUGCAAGAAUGGAUGAAGAACAGAUUGCAACUGUUUGUAACCAGUGUCUGAAAGCUCUUGCUUUUCUUCACUCUCAAGGUGUCAUCCACCGAGACAUUAAGAGUGAUUCUAUCUUACUAGCUAGUGAUGGGAGGGUGAAACUUUCAGAUUUUGGUUUUUGUGCUCAAGUCUCCCCUGACCUCCUUAAGAGGAAGUCCCUAGUAGGCACCCCUUACUGGAUGGCUCCUGAAGUAAUAUCUAGGUUGCCAUAUGGACCUGAGGUGGACCUGUGGUCUCUAGGUAUAAUGGUGAUUGAGAUGGUUGAUGGUGAACCACCAUUCUUCAAUGAACCACCUCUGCAGGCUAUGAGAAGGAUACGAGACAUGCCUCCUCCUAAACUAAAAAACACCCACAAGGUAUCUCCCAGGUUGCAGGGAUUCCUGGAGAAAAUGCUCCUUAGAGACCCUUCUCAGAGAGCCACAGCAUGUGAACUUCUUCAGCAUCCCUUUCUGAGGCAGGCUGGACCACCUAGCUUGCUUGUUCCCUUGAUGCGAAGCUUCAGGCACAGUCCUUGCUAAAGCUGAAGACGUUUUUAUCCAUGGAUACAUAAAUAUGAUAAUUUGUUAUAUGUGGUGUGUUGGCUACAUCAUCCAGUAGUUAAGAAGUUGUACGUACCUCAUACUGUAUGUUCUUUGUUAAAUCCUGGUGCUCUCCACAUGGCCUGAUGUGCCAAGUUAUUGACCAAAAAAUUAACUCAAUAUAGAAUUUUCUCUUCUGAGCUAAAACUCAAGAAUUAUGUGUUUUGAAUAUAUUUUUACAUGCCCUAUUUGAAAACCUUUUUUUUUUGAUAAACUUAUGAUUGCUACUGCAGUCAAGGUCUGAAAAGUUAAUGCAAAUGAAAUCUGUUUUUGGUUUUGGUUUUUAGAUGUGGUGACUUAUGAGGAAUAGUUUUAAUGGAAUGAUGUUUUCUAACAAAUCCUAAUGUUGUCUUUAUAUACAAACAUAUUAUGUCACAGGGUCAGACAAAAGGUCAUUUGUUUGUACUCAUCUCCAACAGCAGAUAAGGGUUUUCUUUACAAGUACUCACCUCUCUAUCAAAUUGAUUUGUCAACUUAAGAUUUUAACUAUACAGCCACCUUAACAAAAUAUAAGCCAUAGUGUAUAUAUACAACAUUUAUAAAUAUAAGUGAUCAGCUUUUGUAGUGACAAUCAAAGAAAGGCCUGCAGGUGAAGAUAGUUUUCAAUGAGAUGCACCAAUAACACUGAAGUCUUCUUUAUGAUAUAUUGAAUAACUCAGGCUCCCUGUUUUACUGUGCCAUAGAAAAGCAGUUUUCAUAAAUGACUCCAGAGAAAUCUGUUAUAAAGGUUCUAUUGACACAGAGUCCUCCAAUUUAAUGGUUAAUUAUGUUCAACAACAAACAGGUCCCAGUUUUUAUAAAAUGCUUUACUUAAUAACAUAAAGAAUUUUCACUCUGAAAUUGAUAACCAUGUAUAAAAAAAGUAUGUCUGCAUAUACUUUCAGCAACAGUCUUUACUGAUUUUCAUGACUGUUUAACUACAAUAGUUUUGCAGGAAAGGUAUUUAUUUCUUGGGUGAAUGGAAAUAAUAUCAUUAAAGAACAAUAAUUUAAUCAUUAAAAACCAUUACUUGCUUGAAAAUGCAUAUGUUAAUUUUUUUUUUAUUUAUUUAAAAGUGUCAAAAGUCCACUUAGGCCUAUUUAAUUGCGUUAGAAUUUCAGUUGACAAGCCAAACUACCUUUCCCUAUUUCUAACACACUAGUAUUCUGUGUAUAAUUCACUUAUGAUCGUGGCAUGAGUUACCACAGUAAUAUACUGCUCUUCCAGUAAUCAUUUGGUCUUCUUCCUUCAAAAUAUUCUAUGUUCCUUUUGUCAAAGUGCACUCAGAAUUUCAGUUGACAAGCCGAACUACCUUUCCCUAUUUCUAACGCACUAGUAUUCUGUGUAUAAUUCACUUACGAUUGUGGCAUGAGUUACGAUAGUCAUAUACUGCUUUUCCAGUAAUCAUUUGGUCUUAUUCCUUCAGAAUAUCCUCUGUUCCUUUUGUCAAAGUGCACUCAGGCUGAUUCAGUUGCUUUAGAACCACGCUUUUUUACUGUUUCUUACUCUAACAUAUUUAACGUUAGGCCUAUCACUUUUACGACAGUUAACUUCAUGCCGACCUUAUCCUUGGCCGUGACUUUACUCUCUGCUGCUUUCGUUCAUAUCACACUAUUCAUAUGUUUAUCACUUAAUCGUAUACCCAUCUUCUAGAAAUCUAUAUUUUUGACGUCAGUGUAUUAUACGCAACAUUCGAUAGUCUCAACAUCAUUGAGUUGUAAACACAACUUCCAAUUAUCAUCUGCUUUUAAUUCUUAUUAAAAAAACUAAACAAUCAUGAAAUAGUAACUUACAAAAUAAAUUAAUUAAUAAUAUCUACUCUAAACAGGCUUUUAACACAAAGUUAUGGCUUUAUUUUUAUUUAAAUUAUAACUUUUUCUUAGAAAA
Messenger RNA from Limulus polyphemus (Atlantic horseshoe crab), 4412 nucleotides. Its product is annotated as serine/threonine-protein kinase PAK mbt-like. The record is from RefSeq and is a predicted model, not a curated record. Gene Ontology annotation, biological process: intracellular signal transduction; protein phosphorylation; regulation of MAPK cascade. Gene Ontology annotation, cellular component: cytoplasm. The coding region runs from base 1194 to 2486 and encodes 430 amino acids. NCBI's taxonomy places the organism in Eukaryota, Metazoa, Arthropoda, Merostomata, Xiphosura, Limulidae. The transcript has 10 exons. Gene Ontology annotation, molecular function: protein serine/threonine kinase activity; ATP binding.